This is a messenger RNA of Olea europaea var. sylvestris, 637 nucleotides long. RefSeq lists its product as uncharacterized. The coding region runs from base 110 to 481 and encodes 123 amino acids. The transcript is spliced from 2 exons. Lineage: Eukaryota; Viridiplantae; Streptophyta; Magnoliopsida; Lamiales; Oleaceae. The record is from RefSeq and is a predicted model, not a curated record.
GCAUAAAGACAAAAUCUUCAUUUUGAGAUUCCUAUUAUUCUAUAUAAACACUGCAUUGCAAAUUUGCAAUCACAACUACAACUUUGCACUCUACUCCGUGCGUGUAAAUAUGAAGUCUUUAUUAGAAUUGAUCACAUGUCAUGGUUCUUCAUCCACUGAGUCCGAAUCGCGACAGCCAGCUGAGGAAUUCAGAUCGCUGGUGGCAACGCGAGAUCGCCGCUGCGUUGGACGUAAGCGGGGGAAGGUGAUGGGUAUGAGUGAUUGGAGUCCAUCUUUGUCAUCAAUUUCUGAAAACAAUAAAUUGGGCGAGACGAAUAAUCAACCGCGGCCACCAAUCGUAAGGUUUAAUAGAAACCUCAUGAGGAAAGUUGGAUCCAUAGCAAACAAAGAUCAGGACCCUUCUUCACAUCACGAUGAUACCAGGCGAGCUUCAAUUUCAGCAACCAUGCCUGCAUUGUCUCCAACAGCUUUCCUCUUUUGAUUGCUCCUUCUUUGGUUUUUCACCCAGUUCCAAGUAAAUUUUGUACAUGUUGUGUAUGUGUAUAUAUCUUGACGUUAAGUAGAAUAUGGAUUAGCAAAUAAUCUUUUAUUUAAUAAACAUUUAAAUUUUUAAAAGAAGUGCUUCAAUAAAGCUGGA